Larimichthys crocea (large yellow croaker) is the source of this 4667-nucleotide messenger RNA. RefSeq names its product phospholipase C, gamma 2 (gene plcg2). Gene Ontology annotation, cellular component: ruffle membrane. The record is from RefSeq and is a predicted model, not a curated record. Gene Ontology annotation, molecular function: protein binding; phosphatidylinositol-4,5-bisphosphate phospholipase C activity. The coding region runs from base 182 to 3928 and encodes 1248 amino acids. NCBI's taxonomy places the organism in Eukaryota, Metazoa, Chordata, Actinopteri, Sciaenidae. Gene Ontology annotation, biological process: phospholipid catabolic process; phosphatidylinositol metabolic process; release of sequestered calcium ion into cytosol. The transcript has 33 exons.
AACUUUUACUUCCUUGUACACACAGAUAGAGGAACUGACCGUUUUGCGGCUGGCCUUUUUGUCAACACUCUACAUCCUCUCCAGCUUCAUUUCAUAACUUUCAAAUCAUGAUUUGAUAGAAAACAAGCGGUAACUUUGUCGAGUUCAACGCAGUCGAUUUCACGUGUAAAAAGUUGCAGAGAUGGCUUCUUGGGGGCAGCAGGGCGAGAUGACGGAGUACAGGAAGAUUGUAAUCAAACGGGACAUGGAGAUGGGCGUGGUCAUGACGGUGUUUCGGCAGAAGGCUGAGCGACUCACUGUGCAGGUCAUCAUGGAGACCCGGCAAGUGGCAUGGACACGCACCGCAGACAAGACUGAUGGUGUCUUGGACCUGUUUGAGAUCAGAGAGGUUCGUCCAGGGAGGAACUCCAAGGAUUUUGAACGCUUUAAAGAUGGCAAGGACAAACACGAUGAAAAUACCUGCUUCACAAUUUUCUAUGGCUCAAAUUUUGUUCUCAACACCCUCAGUCUGGGAGCUGAUUGUGUAGAAGAGGCACAAAAAUGGCUGAUCGGACUAGAAUUGCUGAGGCAAGAGACACUGGCAGCGCCGACUCCGGUUCUUAUAGAGAGUUGGCUGAGGAAGCAGAUGUAUUCUGUCAACCAGACGAAAAAAAACAGCAUCUCCAUGAAGGAGCUGAAGGCUCUCCUUCCUUUGCUCAACUACAAGGCCCCCAGCUCUCGUGUUCUCAAAGACAGAUUCCAGGAAGUGGGAUCUAAGAAAGACCGCCUGGAUUUUGAGCAGUUUCAUAAAUUGUACAAUCAUAUAAUGUUUGAACAGAAUGAAAUCCUUGAUGAGUUCAAAAAAGAAUCGUGUGCUUUUAUUCUGGGUAACACAGAUAAACCUGACGCCUCAGCAGUUCUGCUCCAUGACUUCCAGCGUUUCCUCGUCUACCAGCAAAAGGAACCCUGGGCCAAUGAUCUGAACCAGGUCAGAGAACUGAUGACCACUUUCAUUGACGACACCAUGAGAAAAACCAACGAUCCCGAGUUCACCGUCAGCGAGUUCCUCAGUUUCCUGUUUUCCAAAGAGAACUCCAUAUGGGACGAGAAGUACUCAGAGAUCAGCAACCUGGACAUGAACAACCCUCUGUCCCAUUACUGGAUCAGCUCCUCACACAACACCUACCUGACUGGUGAUCAGCUUCGUAGUGAGUCGUCCACAGAGGCUUAUGUUCGCUGUUUGCGUCUGGGAUGCCGCUGCGUUGAAUUGGACUGCUGGGAAGGUCCCGGGGAACCAAUCAUCUACCACGGCUGGACCAGGACAACCAAGAUCAAGUUUGAGGAUGUGGUCAAAGCUAUUAAUGAACACGCAUUUGUUGCAUCAGAUUUCCCAGUGAUCCUCUCCAUAGAGGAGCAUUGCCCUUUAGAUCAGCAGCGUCAGAUGGCUCGUAUCUUCAAAGAAGUGUUCGGAGACAAACUGUUGACUGAACCCGUGGAGCAGAUGGCUGAGCAGCUGCCUUCACCCACACAGCUGAAAGGCAAGAUCAUACUCAAGCACAAGAAGCUCAGUGUGGAAGGAGGAGGGAUCAGUAAAGACUUCAGGAAGGGCCAGAAACAAGGAGACCUGGAGAUCUGGGACCCAGUGGACCAGCGAUGGAACAAGCACUACUGUGUGAUCUCUGAUGACAAGCUGUACUAUGCAGAGGAGUACGAGCAGGAGGAAGAAGAUAUCAGGAAGUACCAGGACCUGCACACUUCAGAGCCGUGGUUUCACGGUUGCAUGAAGGAGGGCAGGCUGAUGGCCGAGCGACUGAUCCAUGAUUACUGUGCAGAGACCGGGGGAAGAGAUGGCACCUUCCUGGUCCGAGUCAGUGGUACUUAUGUCACAGACUUCACCCUCUCCUUCUGGCGCAGUGGGAGGGUCCAGCACUGUCGCAUUCGCUCAGGUUCAGAGGGGGCAUACACUUUCUACUUCCUGACGCCAAACCUGCACUUUCCCAGCGUGUACUCCCUGAUUCAGCACUACAGAGAAAACCCGCUUCGCUGCCAAGACUUUGAACUGCGCCUCACGGACGCUGUGCCUGAACCCAACCCACAUCUACAUGAAGGGUGGUUCUACAGUAAUCUGAGCAGAGGUCAGGCUGAGGAUUACCUGCUGAGGAUUCCCAGAGAUGGAGCUUUCCUCAUCCGACAGAGAGAAGGAGAACUCGACUCCUUCGCCAUCACAUUCAGAGGUGAUGGUAAGGUUAAACACUGCAGAAUCCAGAAGGAGGGCAACAAGUACCUGCUGGGAACAACUACAGAGUUUGAGAGCCUAGUGGAGCUGGUCAACUACUUCAAGAAGAAGCCGCUAUAUCGGAAGAUCAAGCUACGUUACCCAGUCACCCUUGAGAUGGUGGAUCGCUUCAGCACGGAGAAAGGAUGUGCCUCUCUGUACGAGAUGAAGACAUACGUGGAACCCAACGAGAUUGAACCAACACUGCCUCAAAAUACAGUCAGGGCUGUGUAUGGCUACCAAGCUAAAAGGCCAGAUGAGCUCAGCUUCUGUAAAGGAGCUUUGAUACACAAUGUAUCAAAGGAGAAUGAUGGAUGGUGGAAAGGUGACCAUGGUGGAAAGGUGCAGCUGUUCUUCCCAUCUAAUUAUGUGGAGGAAGUGUCCAACAAUACCAAACCUGAGACCAAAGAACAGGACAUGGAAGACAAUCCAUUAGGUGAACUAUGCAAAGGUGUUGUGGACAUCUCCAAGUGCUCUGUCCAGAACUUGAAGAAUGGUAAAUAUAUGAAGCCCCACGUGUUGACUCUGCAGGACAUGGAGCAGGACAGUCUACAGUUUGACCUAUCAGCAGGCUCUCUGGAGGAGUUGUUUGAAUGGUACCAGUUGGCCUGGGACAUUACUCAGAGAGAGAUGAGCAAGCAGUACAACAGAGUACAAGAGAUCAGACAGCAGGAGGAAGUGGAGAAGAAAGCAGAGGUUGCCAUGGAGAUGUCGGACCUGGUGGUCUACUGUCAGCCGCGCAGCAAGGAAAAAGAUCGAUUUGACAGCUACAGUUACAAAGAGAUACGCUCCUUCGUGGAGAACAAGAUGCCGGGAAAGAGUCGCACCAGAGACUUCCUGCAGUACAACCGCAAAGCUCUGAGUCGAAUCUACCCAAAAGGUCAGCGUGUGGAGUCCUCCAACUAUGACCCUUACCCACUGUGGGCUGUUGGCUGUCACAUGGUGGCUCUCAACUUCCAGACUGCAGAUAAGUACACCCAGUUGAACAGCGCCCUCUUCAGUCUGAAUGGACGUACAGGUUAUGUGCUGCAGCCGGAGUUCAUGCGUUACGAUAGCUACGACCCUCAGCAGGAGAAGAAGGUCAAGUACAACAUUGUGGUUAGGGUAAUUGCUGCCAGACACCUUCCUAAGCCCGGCCGCAGCAUCGCCAGCCCAUUCGUGGAGGUCGAGCUGUGCGGAUACUCAGAAGAGAAGUUCAAGACCAUCGUGUAUCGUGAUAAUGGUCUGAACCCGGUGUGGAAAGCCCCAGCAGAGCCUAUAGUCUUCACCGUGUGCGAGCCUGAACUCACCUUCCUGCGCUUUGUGGUCAACGAGGAAGACAUGUUCUCAGACCCCAACUUCCUGGCUCAGGCCACAUUUCCUGUCAAAGGCAUUCGCUCAGGUUACCGGUCUGUUCCUCUAAAAAAUGGCUACAGUGAAAACUUAGAGUUAGCCUCUCUGCUGGUCUACAUUAAUGUACAGCAAGCAGCGAAAGCAGAAGAGGAACUGUACUCAUCCUCGAGCCAGCUGAAGAAAAAGCAGUCCGAGCUAAGCAGCGAACCUUUCCUAUACGAGACACACACCAACAUUCAGCGCUCCGCCGUCCCGCAGAACCUCCUCAUGAGAGAGGCCAGCACCAGCGAGAAACAGAAUACAAGAGAAAAGAAGAUAAACAACAGUAAGUUCUACUCCUGAGGAACCUCGCCUGGUCACGUCCUUCCUGUGGAGAAAUGGCGUCUACAAAUCUAAUGUCAGCUGAACUGCUAACUGACGGAUUUGUGAUCUGUGCAGUUAAGAGUUUUCCAAUUGUGACAUGUUAGAAUUUUUCUUUUUAUUCCCCUAAAAAUCCACUGUUCCCCACGAUGGUUUUAUAUUUAUUUAAGAUGACAAAGUUGUGGUCUAAUAUUCGAAUAUGUUAAUGCGAUCGUUUCACUAAAAGCCUUAUGGGAAAUGUAGGAAACCAUUAACUGAAGUAGAACUGGGCGAGGCAGGUUGAGGAAAGGUAAGAGGUCCCUGUGUAGCGCUUAACGGUUAUGCAUUCAGUCUGUAAUCAAACUAUUUAUGAGAAGAGUGUCCACUAACUGAAGUAACUGUUUCACUGCAGCACAGUAGAUGUUCAUCUGCCAAGGAGCGUCUGUUAAAUUCAUCUUUUUUGUGUCUCAUUUCAAAUACUGAAGAGUGUAAAAUAACUGAGCUGAUACGGAGUCUGGCAUACAGAGAGAGUAUGAUGACAUGAAAGUUGUUUUGGUUGUGUAUUUUCACCAGUAUGACAUUAUCAUGUUUUUUGUGUGUUUAAAGUCAGAUUCACAAAGCCAAGUAACUUCAGAACAUUUCAUGUAUUUAAUUUGAAGGCGAUGAUGUUUAUAGCUUUCCAGUAACUCCUCUGUGACCUUCGUAUGAGCUGAGUCAAUAAAGUAUGCUUGGUGAACUACAA